Emys orbicularis (European pond turtle) is the source of this 2997-nucleotide messenger RNA. It is a transcript of the gene FLT3, whose product is annotated as fms related receptor tyrosine kinase 3. Gene Ontology annotation, cellular component: signaling receptor complex; plasma membrane. NCBI's taxonomy places the organism in Eukaryota, Metazoa, Chordata, Testudines, Emydidae. Gene Ontology annotation, molecular function: growth factor binding; ATP binding; transmembrane receptor protein tyrosine kinase activity. The transcript is spliced from 24 exons. Gene Ontology annotation, biological process: multicellular organism development; protein phosphorylation; B cell differentiation. The record is from RefSeq and is a predicted model, not a curated record. The annotation marks the transcript as partial.
CCUGUGUCAUUGUGGAUUCUUGCGAUUACAGCAAUGACUUUCACUUCUGCAACAAGCCAACAUAUGUCAGAGAUUACAUGCAUGUUAAUCAACCAGCAGAGUAAAGAUUUAAGAACACUGGAGUCAUCAGUAUUUCUGGAGAUGCCUAGUAUUUCGGAAGAUCUUGGUUGUGAUUUGAGUUCUCAAAGCACAGAGAAUGUCUAUGAAACAGCAAAAAGUGUGGAAGUUGACGUGCUAGGAGACAUUGAAUUAAAAGUGAUCAUGAAUAUUUCAGAGACCAUUUCAUGCCUUUGGGUCUUCAAAGAGAACCAAGCUGACUGCAAACCCUCACUGGACUCAGAAAACCGAUCUGUUGUUUCGCUGGCCUUUUCAAAAAUAAAAGAAACUCAAGCUGGAAAAUACACCCUUGCAGUUCAAAGUGAAAACAAUAACUACACAAUAAUGUUUACAGUUCUCGUAAGGAGUAAACCAAGGAAGCCCUAUUUUGUAAAAAGUGAAAACUUGGCCAUUAUAAACUGCACAUCCGAAAGCUACCCUACACCAGAUAUUGAAUGGUUAUUUUGCAGAACACCUGAUGACAGUUGCAUCCAUACAAAUCGUAAAGACAGUAAAAGAAAUGGGAAAGUAUAUGGAGUACAGGAGGUGCCACGCGGAUAUUCAGCAAAUAAGUUAUUUCAAACAGACAUACAGUGCUGCGCAACUAAUGAGCUGGGCAGAGAAUGCACCAAGCUGUAUACAAUAGAUCUAAAUGAAAAACUUGGAGGAUCUUUACCUGAACUCCUUCUUAAAGUUGGGGAGCCAUUACUGAUAAGAUGUAGAGCUUUUUAUGAAAACUAUAAAUUCAGAUUGAAAUGGCAUUUUGAAAACAAAGAAUUACAAGAGGGGCACUGGUUUGAAGAAACAGAUUAUCAAGACUCCUCUAUGGUACGGAUUCUCUAUGCAUUUGCCUCAUCAAUGGGAAGAAGUGAUAAUGGACAUUACACCUGUUCUUCCACAGAACAUCCAAAUAAAACAACUUUGGUUACAGUCUUAGAAAAGGGAUUUAUAAAUGUAACUGACUCAAGAGAAGAUUUUGAGAUUGAUCUGUUGGAAAAGUUUUGUUUUGAAAUUAAACUUAAAGCAUACCCACCAAUUAGAUGUAUAUGGAUUUUUUCCCAAAAAUCAUUUCCUUGUGAGCAAAGAUACAAUGCGGAUGGAUACAGCAUUUCUUCAAGGUUCUGUGAUCAUAAGUAUCAGUCAGGGGAAUACGUAUUCUAUGCAGAAAAUGAUGAUACAUAUGUGAAUAAAACAAUGAUGUUGUAUGUGAAACGGAAACCUGAAGUAACAAUACAGUCAACAUCAAAAGAUAUUUCUUGCUUCUCUGAUAGUUACCCUGCACCAUCUUGGACCUGGAGGAAAUGUCCAGGACCCGAUUCUUCUAAUUGUACAGAAGAAAUCACAGAAGGGAUUUGGAAUGACACACAUGAGAGGAAAACUUUUGGGUCCUGGCAUUCCAGCAGCAUUUUAGAUAUACAGGAUACAGUGAUAGGCUUUUCUGUUGAGUGCUGUGCAAACAAUUCUGUUGGCUCAUCCUGUGCGAAGAGAUUCAUUAACCAACAAGGAGCUGUUUUUUCCCUCCAAGAUAAUGUUUCAUUCUAUGCAACUAUUGGAUUUUGCCUUCCAUUUAUAGCUGUUUUGCUUAUAUUUAUUUUUCAUAAAUACAAAAAGCAAUUUAGAUAUGAAAGCCAAAUGCAAAUGAUACAGAUAGUUGGUCCUUCAGAUAAUGAGUACAUCUACAUUGAUUUCAGUGAAUUUGAAUAUGAUCUCAAAUGGGAGUUUCCAAGAGAAAAUCUGGAAUUUGGGCAGGCACUUGGCUCUGGUGCUUUUGGAAAAGUGGUGAAUGCGACAGCUUAUGGAAUUAGUAAAACAGGAGUUUCAGUCCAAGUUGCAGUCAAAAUGCUAAAAGAAAAAUCUGACCCUUCUGAAGAAGAUGCUCUAAUGUCAGAGCUCAAAAUGAUGACUCAUAUUGGAAGCCAUGAAAACAUUGUGAAUCUAUUAGGGGCUUGCACCACAUCAGGACCAGUUUACUUGAUUUUUGAAUACUGUUGCUAUGGUGACCUGCUGAACUACUUAAGGAACAAAAGAGAAAUAUUUCACCGGACGUGGACAGAUAUCUUCAAACAGCACAAUUUCAGCUUUUACCACAAUUUCCAUUUGGAUCGAAACUCCAGAAUGGAUGACUUUGGAGGAAUGCAACUAAGGCAAGACUCAGAUUUGACCUCUGGAUCAAACGGGAUUACAUUAUAUUCGGAGGAAGAAGAAAUUAAAUAUAUCAAUAGAAGGAUGUAUGAAGAGGAGGACUUCAAUAUGCUCACUUUUGAAGAUCUUCUCUGCUUCUCAUAUCAAGUUGCCAAAGGAAUGGAGUUUCUUGAGUCAAAAUCGUGUAUUCACAGAGACCUGGCUGCCAGGAAUGUAUUAGUGACCUGUGGAAAAGUAGUGAAAAUAUGUGACUUUGGCCUAGCUAGAGAUAUAAUGAAUGACUCUAACUACGUCAUCAGAGGCAAUGCUCGGUUACCAGUCAAAUGGAUGGCUCCUGAAAGCUUAUUUGACAGGAUAUACACAAUUAAGAGUGAUGUCUGGUCUUAUGGAAUAUUACUGUGGGAAAUAUUCUCUCUCGGUGUGAAUCCUUACCCUGGAAUUCAGGUUGAUUCAAACUUCUACAAACUCAUUCAAAGUGGAUUUAAAAUGGACCAGCCAUUUUAUGCUACAGAAGAAAUAUACUUUGUAAUGCAGUCCUGUUGGGCUCUGGACUCUAGAAAAAGACCUUCCUUUUCACAGCUGCGUUCCCUUUUAGCACGGCAGCUGGCUGAUGCAGAAGGAGCGGUCUAUCAAAAUAUGGAGAGCAAUAUUUCUACACACCCUUCCAAUUCCAAAACCAGACCACCUGUGAGCAGGGAAAAUGAGCACCUUCCAUCCACUGAUCCAUCCCAGGAUGAAGAUUCUCAGAUAAAAAAAUAA